AUGGGCGACAAGCCUCCAGGGUUCCGCGGCUCCCCGAGCUGGAUCGGCUGUGUAGAAGCCAGCCUCUGCCUCGCCCACUUCGGAGGGCCCCAGGGGCGCCUCUGCCACGUACCCCGUGGUAUGGGCCUUCAGGGGGAACUGGACAGGCUUUACUCCCACUUUUCAGAGGGUGGGGGACCUGUAAUGGUGGGAGGAGAUGCGGAUGCCCGAGCCAAGGCCUUGCUGGGAGUGUGCCUGGGGCCACGCACAGAAGCCCACGUCCUGAUACUGGACCCCCACUGCUGGGGUGCUCCUGAAAACCCCACUGAACUACAGGCUGCUGGAUGGGUGGGCUGGCAGGAGGUAGCCACAGCCUUUGACCCCAACUCCUUCUACAACCUGUGCUUGACCAGCCGUUUGGAGCAGCAGCAGCAGAAGCAGCAGCACACCCUGGACUGUUAA
Molecule: messenger RNA, 441 nt
Organism: Orycteropus afer afer
Lineage: Eukaryota; Metazoa; Chordata; Mammalia; Tubulidentata; Orycteropodidae
Gene: UFSP1
Product: UFM1 specific peptidase 1 (inactive)
Exons: 1
Coding region: 1-441 (146 amino acids)
Source: RefSeq, a predicted model, not a curated record